AUGGGUGGUGGAAAUCGUCAAGAUCUGGUGCAGCUUGGCUCUCAGCUGGCAAGAAUGCAUAAGCACAAUGAGGACUGUCUGAAGGCUGCGGAACAUUCUGAAGGGUUUGUAGGCGGAGACUACAAGACUGGAAAUUAUAAACAAGGCGUUAAUCAGUUUGGGUUUCACACAACCACUUGCUGUGGCUUCAUACCUCAGAAUAACGAGUGGAGUGAUGACUGGGCGUCGUUUUUUGUAAGAAAUCGUCUAAAGCUCCAAGCUGACUUGUUGAUUGAGAAAGGAGACAGAGACAUGAGGGAAGCUUGGCCCGAACUAGAAAGGAAAGCGACAGAUAUUCUAGCGUCAUGUAAAGGUGUCACACCGGCGCUGGUUCACGGUGAUUUAUGGGGUGGAAACUGGGCCAGUUGUGACUCUGGUCCAGGCAAGUUUUCUCUGUGA
This is a messenger RNA of Strongylus vulgaris, 438 nucleotides long. The record is from the annotation of a GenBank genome assembly. NCBI's taxonomy places the organism in Eukaryota, Metazoa, Nematoda, Chromadorea, Rhabditida, Strongylidae.